Molecule: messenger RNA, 825 nt
Organism: Hyaloperonospora brassicae
Lineage: Eukaryota; Oomycota; Peronosporomycetes; Peronosporales; Peronosporaceae
Source: the annotation of a GenBank genome assembly
AUGAAGCUCUUGUACCCCCGUGCUGUCUUCGUCACUGGCGUGCUGUCCGCUGUUUCAGACAGCGCUUUGGAAAGCAACGAACCAGAGGCUGCGGCACCUGUUGCUCGUGCACACGAGCACACGACGGUCAAGAAAUUACUAAGGACCGAUUCUGUUGUCGAAGAUGAGCAAGAAGAACGAGUUUUUUGGGGAUUCAUGGACGAUGUCUUGAACAUAGCAGCUCAAAGCGUGGAUACUGCUGUGGGGACUGCCAUCGAUGUCAUUCCCCGUGCUGUUGACGAUGUCGUGAGCGCUAUCGACGAUGUUUAUCAUGCUGUGGAUAAUGCCGUGGACGCCGCCAUGGAUGCGGAACCUUCUAUUCGAGCAUCUGCAACACACCGAAGCUCAGCGCACGUCCCCGUUCCACAUGCACGUGCUAGAGAAGUGUCGCACUCGUUCCCAGUCGCUAUAGAAAGGCUGGAUGAUCUUAAGUCAGAAGCCAUCAGCAUUAUUUUGGAUCACCGUUCCAAUUUGGCGUCCCCUCCCCAUUCGGUCGAGUAUACAAUCAAAUAUCUGGACAAAUUUACCCCGUUCGAAGGGGCAUAUGUGAUGCAAGCUGUUAAGUCGCAUGGGGAGACGACUGAUAAGGUGCUCAAAUGGAUGCGUUCGGUGGAAGAUUCUCAGCUGCAAAGGAUGAGAGAGGAAAACGUUCGCCCUGACGAACUUCGAUCAUCGUGGCUUGAGCCAGUGCGGGAGAAUGGCGUGGAGUAUCAUGAGGAGGUUGUGGAAGCUGUGAUAAACGAUUUCGCGACCUAUUUGGCACGGGCGGAUGUACAUCUCCAAUGA